UUCUUCAAAUGUGUACAUCUAUAUUUCACAUGUAAGGUUUCAGUUAUUCUGCCAGCAAUGAAGUGUUAAGCGCAAAUAACGGAUGAGCUACAAAGUUGUAUCCAACUUUUCGAUACUACCUCAUAUAAAGAAUUGUAUGUGCAUAAUUAGUUUUGUUGUUUCUUCGCCAUAUAUAAAAACUUAAACCGCUUCUGAAAUCGAGCAAUUAUUUGGUGAUAUGUUGUUGUUGUGAUUUGACCAAAAUUUCAUUUAUUGCAUCGUUCCUUUCAAAAUGUGCCUCAUGGAACAAGUUUGACAGACCAUGAAGAAGAAAUGCAUGAUAGCGGUGCGAGUAAACCGGCACCGGAACCGGAACGGAUUACCUAAAAAAUUGGGGUAAAUAUAACUGGGCGAAAUACCAACAUCGAUUUGCGAUGCAAACAGCAAAUACAACGACUUGCUGUGGUUGCUUUAAUAAGUAGCGGACAAAUUAAAGCUCUCCAAAUAACCAACAGUCGAAUAGUGCAAAUAACCGAUAAAAUCCGUUACUAUAGUAUACCUCCAUGGUGCCUUAACCCUAGCUUUCGCAGUGACACUGUUGGCUCAGAUUGAGUUUUCAAAUAAGUACUGUAUUUGGUGCGAAGAAAAAUAGAAGAAAUUCAAUCUAGGUGGUCCUGUGGUUCAAAAGAUAUUAGAGAUAUAUGCGCUAGGAUCGGCGAUCGUCUUUAAAGCGAGGGUUGGCGGCAGCAAUGUGAUGGUAUGAGCUGCGUUUUGCUAUAGGGGAAACCUAUAUGCUAUAUCUCUACCCAAAUGAAUGAAUGCUCAACUGUUUGUAUGUGGGUCUCUUGGGAAGUAAGUUAAUAGAGUUUGAUGGCAAUUUGUAUGGCGACGAGUGAACUUUUCAGCAGGACAAUGCAUCAAUACAUGCUGGUCAGGUCACCAGAUGCUUCUGUAUAGUGCGAAAAAUAUCAGUAUUGGACUGGUAAGCCAUAGGUCCGGACCUGUAUCUGAUUAAGAACAGUUUGAGACAGCAAGGAAGCUUAAAAAGGCAAAAGGCCAAGAAUGAUCUAGCCCACCUUAAGUCCUUAGUGGAUUCCAUGCCAUCCCAACUUAAUUCCGUAAUACUGAGUUAUGGUAGCAAUAUUGUCUAUUGAUACCCUAUAUACAUAAUCAUUAAUAAUAAUAAAAAAAAGAAAUAUCAAAUAUGCACUUAUAAACAUUUAGUAAGAAGAUUAUUUUUCAUUUAGGCUCCUUAUUUCAUAUAUUUGAAAUUUGUUACCUACCACUUCAUGUUUUUAUUUCGUAAACUUUAUCUGCAAAUAAAACUACGUACCCAAAAUUUCGAUAUCAGCUUUUGUACUUUUUUAAUACAGAAAAUACAUGAUGCACAUAUAAUUCUUUGUAUGAGGUAUUUCAUAAGGAAUUGGACUCAGCCUAAGUGAUUAUAUCUUCAUAAGCGUUAUACUUCGAGCAUGCCACAGAUCACAAGCUGACAUAUCAAAGUUCUUGGUGUCCAGAUCAAAAAAAUAAAAAAUCAAGGAAAUUAUAAAAUUAUUUAAUAUAUUUUUAAUUCCAGUACAUGCAAUUUUGCUAUCGUUUUUGAUAUGUGACAGUGAGAAUGCGUCGGGCAACACUUGCUUCAAAGCUUUUGCAUUUCCAAAUAUCCUGGACGAUAUGUCCCAUAACUUUCUUUUCAUAUCAUUGGAAUUUCACCUGUCUUGAUAAAUUUCAUUUUUGCGUUCCACUGGGUUCAUCGUUUUCAGUGCUUAUACGGCUGGUUGGUAGCUGUCCCAACAUUUUCAUAAAUUGUAAGAGCUGAAAUAGAACUGCAACGAAUAUGUGUCAAGAACAUUAAAAUGAAAGCACAAAAAGUCUUAAGAAGAAGAAAGACAAAACAAAAACUCACAUAACAACUUAGGGCUUAAGCAAAUAUAUAUAAACAAGACACACUUUAAUGAAAAAAAACGACCGCUUAUUUGACGAACAGGUUUCCUUAUUAGCUUUACUUAUAUACAAAGGCCAGAUUCGAAGCAAUUAUAAGACCAAAUGCCAAAGGUGUGCUCUAGCGAUGCCCUUCCCAGUGAAACAUAGUUGUACGUGUAAACGAAGAGGUGACGACUUGUAAGAAAUGCGCUAGAAAACGAAAGAAACGCAAGAAACGAAAGAAACGAAAGAACCGAAAGAAGUAGUGCAGCUUUUACCAAAGGUAAAUAAAAAAUAAACAAAAUAAAUUGUCACCCGACAAAAGUCACUCUGUCAAAAGAGUAGAGGCAGUGUCUGCGGCGAACAGAAAGCGUGCAACCCACUGAGCAAGUCGUGUGGCGCAUUACCUAUGCACUAAUUAUAUACAUAUAUACAUAAUUCAACUAGGCACACACGUUGAUCGCGUAUCUUAAGAAAACUUGGGCAACCAAUUGCAUUGGCUUCAAAACAAGUUUUAGUAAAGAUUUGUACUUCAAACGCUACGGGUAUCGCGCUACGGUAACGCUUAAACGCAUCUACCUUCAUACUAAUAUAUAUAUAUACAGUAGUUAUCAACACAACCAUCUUUUGCAAUAUUAACGUGGUGGUUUUCGUGUUCCAGAAGAAAUGAGAUUUCUUGAAACUUCCGUAUUGCGCGCUCUUACACUAUUCGGUUGCGUUGUCGCACUGACAACUGCCGCUGUAAUUUGUAUCGAUGAAUCAUCAUUAAACAAUACACAAGGCGGAAAUGUCAACGAACUGCAGCGUAAAGCAGGUGAUGGCACGGAGGUGGACGCCGCUGUGCUAAACUUAACUGAUUCCAGCAACGAUUCCACUAAUGGCAGUCACCACGGCCAAAGUCAGGUCACACAAUUUUUGCAGACUGUACAGGAUACACUGGAGAAGGCUAAGCCUUGGGUUGUCGAAUUGGAAAAGGAAGCCAAGCGACUGGAAGAGACCGCCAAACGGUUUGGCGAAGGAGUCAUACGCGGUCUGGGCAGUUUUGUUGAUCGUUUGAUUGGUGUAGGUAACGGCAGCGGUGGUCUAAAGCCGACGCGUCAUGAACAGUCAUCAACAACAAACCCUCUACUCACCUCUACGGCAGACGAUAAAACGCCAGAUUUACCGACCACAACCGCGAAAACUGUUGUUGCUGAAGUUGUGACCGAAACUUUGGCUGCUGUGAGUGCAGUUGAUGACGCAGAGAAUGAAAUUUCUGAGCACGAUAAUGCUCUUUGCCCCGACGGCUUCGUGGCGGAUGUAAAUGGAAUCUGUCUGCGCAAUCAUAAUUGAGUUGACAAGCUAAUCGCUUAUUAACUGGAGAGAAUACAUACUCAUAUACAUACAUAUAUAAGAGGAAUAAGAUAAUCACUCGCAACAUUUAUACAAAAAACAUUCGAAGCAUAAGUAACUAAUAUACAUAUAAUGAUUUAGCAUAGGAGAUCGUGUCAUUUAGAUACAUAGGCAAUUAAUAUGAAGUAAUAAAUAUAAUAAAUAAAACAGCAGAUUGGCUAAUAAGCCAGAAUAAUGUGCGACUCAAAAAAAAAAAAAAUGUGUGCAUUCAUUUAACUUAUACAAUAUAUACUAUUUGCCAUGCAGUAAAAAGUUAGUCGGAUGUGCAAAAAAAAUUAUUUAUUAGAUACUAGCUUUUUACCCGCGGUUUCGCCCGCAGUGGAGCCAUUAAAUAAGUAUGAGAGAUAAAGGGUAAGGGUAUAAUAA
Molecule: messenger RNA, 3660 nt
Organism: Bactrocera tryoni
Lineage: Eukaryota; Metazoa; Arthropoda; Insecta; Diptera; Tephritidae
Exons: 2
Coding region: 2569-3234 (221 amino acids)
Source: RefSeq, a predicted model, not a curated record